UAGUGAUCAGCAAAACAAACGCGGUAUUAAAAGGAGUGCAAAAACCGUUUGAACGUAACGUUUAGUGGGCUACCACGUCUCACAUAGUCACAUGCCAAUUCCAACCCCCUUUGUCUAAAACGCCACAAGAAAAUAGAAAAGCCAAAAACCUCCUCAUCUUUGGCAAACGUAAACAGAGAGUCUUGGCCACCACUACUAGUCAUAUUUGGCUUUUAAUUCAUCAAUCAUUUGCUUCACGUCACCUAAUAGGCUUUGUACUCCAAGAGCUUUCAUCUGAAGCUCCCUUCAAAACGCCAUAUGAUACAGAAAGAGGUUUUCCCCAAAACCUCAUUUGUUUGUUUGUCGAACUAGCUCCAAGCCAAAAGCAUUCUAAAGCAAACCACAUCCAUGCCAGUGCCACCAUCAUAUUUGAACCUUUUCCUAGUGGUAUAUACUAUAUAUUCACACCCCCCUUACCAUGAACCAUUCCAAGCUCUCUGUCUUGAUCAGCUCCACUCAUAGUAUAAUAGCUUUUGAUCUCAACAGAGCUUCAUAGCAAGAAUGGCACAUUUGGCUCCUCAUCAAUUGGCUUUUGUGUUUGGCAUUCUUGGCAACAUUGUGUCCUUCCUUGUCUACCUAGCACCAAUACCAACAUUUUAUAGGAUUUUCAAGAAAAAAUCAACAGAAGGGUUUCAAGCUAUUCCUUAUUCAGUAGCAUUGUUCAGUGCUAUGCUCAUGCUCUACUAUGCUUUCCUUAAAAGAAAUGCAUUUAUGCUCAUCACCAUUAAUUCCAUUGGGUGUGCAAUUGAAACAAUUUACCUUACAAUGUACGUGAUUUAUGCAUCGAGAAACACCAGGAUUUAUACAAUAAAGCUGCUUAGCCUGUUCAACGUGGGAGCUUAUGGUUUGAUUCUACUUUCUACAUCCUUUAUUCCAAAUCAUUCUGAGAGGCUUGCGGCAGUCGGAUGGGUUUGCGCUGUGUUUUCUGUUAGCGUUUUUGCCGCCCCUCUUGCUAUCAUGAGGCAAGUUAUCAAAACGAAGAGCGUGGAAUACAUGCCGUUCUCCUUGUCAUUCUGCUUAACUCUCUGUGCCGUAAUGUGGUUCUUUUAUGGCCUUCUAAUAAGAGAUUUCUUCGUUGCGACACCAAACAUUCUUGGAUUCACAUUUGGAAUUGUUCAAAUGGUGUUGUACAUCGUCUACAAGGAUGGCAAAAAGAGUGUCUUGCCAGAAUUCAAGCAAGCUGAUUUUUCAAAUGGUGAUCAUGAACUGAACAAAGAGAAGAUUAUAAAGGAGUUAAGUAUUGGAGGUGAACAAAUAUGCAGAGAGAACAUAGAAAGCAAUAGUGAAGCUGUUGGCGAUGAAUCUAUUAUAGUCUGAGCAUACAUAAUGCACUGAAAAUAUGAGGAGCAUCUUACAUUUCUCAAGUAUAUUGGAAUAUAAAGACCAAAGGCAAAAAGCCUAUAAAGCUAGCCCCUACAGGAGGGUACUUCAAACAAAGAGCUAUAUUUAUAUAUAUAUAUAUAUAUAUAAUACAAGAAGGAUUACAUUU
Messenger RNA from Ziziphus jujuba (common jujube), 1528 nucleotides. RefSeq names its product bidirectional sugar transporter NEC1. Gene Ontology annotation, cellular component: membrane. The record is from RefSeq and is a predicted model, not a curated record. Gene Ontology annotation, biological process: carbohydrate transport. Gene Ontology annotation, molecular function: sugar transmembrane transporter activity. The transcript has 6 exons. Bases 541 to 1356 code for a protein of 271 amino acids. Lineage: Eukaryota; Viridiplantae; Streptophyta; Magnoliopsida; Rosales; Rhamnaceae.